GCUUCAAAACAAAACUUCAUUCUUAAGUUUGAUGCCAUCGAGGUUCGACAGUCGUUUUUUUACAGAGUGCUCGCGAAACGUGUUACACACAAUGGCGCCGGUGGCAUAUACCACCAGUGAGUUAAACGAAGAACCCAUCUCAAGAACGUACCAGUACCGCAAAGUGAUGAAACCGAUGUUAGAGCGAAAAAGAAGAGCCAGGAUUAACCGAUGUUUAGACGAGUUGAAAGAGUUGAUGGUGACAGCGCUUCAAAACGACGGAGAAAAUGUUUCAAAGUUAGAAAAAGCUGAUAUCUUAGAACUAACAGUGAGGCAUUUACACAACCUCAAGAGCCACCACCAGCUAGUACUACCACCUGAACAGUCUUACGCUGAUCGAUUUAGAGCUGGCUUUACUCAAUGUGCUCAGGAAGUUACUCAAUUUAUCACAACACCUUCUGAUAUCAUAGAUCCUUCAGCUGGGAGAAAAUUGCUACAACAUCUGGGAGCUUGUGUGAGGCAACUGGAUUACGUGUCUCAUAACUUCAAUAUCCAGUAUUCCCAGAAGUGUGGAUCCCCCCAAGGCUCUCCUACCUCAAAGUUGAAGUGUUCUACACCUUCGCAAGCUUCAAUGUGGAGGCCCUGGUGAAAAGACUGUUAUGUUUAUGUUAGUGUAGUGACGUUUGUGAUUUUUUGUAAGUAGCUUAGUAGUUUCUUAAUUCUUAAAAAUAAUUCUUUUAUCAAUAGAAAAUUUGUUACAAUAUUAACUUACAAUAACGAUAUUUUAACAAAUAUUUCCAGAUAGCCUUUAUAUCUAUUUGUCUUCCUUUUUUUCGUAAUAAUAGCACCAUCAAAUUUUGUUCUUGAAUACAAACAGAAAUACUGAUUUUUUUUGUUUGAAUAUUUGCUUUGAUGAGUAUUGUACUUCUAGCUUUAAUUCUGUGAUAAUAGUAGUAAGAAGAAGCCAGGUUAUAUUGUUACAUAUCUCAGUUGACAUACAAUAAUUGUUAAAGUUGGAUUUAGAUUAGAGAAAAAGCAAAUUAUUUUAAAAAAGUGGCAAUAUUAGUUUAAAUAAACUCUGUAGAACUAAAUCCAAUUUGUAGUAGUUGUAUUUGAUUAAAAUAAAAUAAUUUUUACUUAAA
Diabrotica virgifera virgifera (western corn rootworm) is the source of this 1121-nucleotide messenger RNA. Its product is annotated as enhancer of split mbeta protein-like. The transcript has a single exon. Gene Ontology annotation, molecular function: DNA-binding transcription factor activity, RNA polymerase II-specific; RNA polymerase II cis-regulatory region sequence-specific DNA binding; protein dimerization activity. Gene Ontology annotation, biological process: regulation of neurogenesis; anterior/posterior pattern specification; regulation of transcription by RNA polymerase II. The coding region runs from base 32 to 628 and encodes 198 amino acids. The record is from RefSeq and is a predicted model, not a curated record. Gene Ontology annotation, cellular component: nucleus. NCBI's taxonomy places the organism in Eukaryota, Metazoa, Arthropoda, Insecta, Coleoptera, Chrysomelidae.